AUGAAUAUCGGAUCGUUUGAACAAUUUGCAAUUAUUCAAACUUCUUCAACUGAAAAGAAUAAACCAAUAGGAUUAACAACUAUUAUCGAAGAAUUAGAAGAGCUUGAGAUACCAUUUGAAGAACAAUUUAUAUUAAGAUUGUCACUUCCUGCAGAUAUAAAACAGAGAUUUAGAGCAAAGAUCAAAGAUAAAAAGAUUGAAAAUGUUGUUAAAAUCGUCUUUAAAGACCCGCGUCGUGCAAUCUUCACUUUUGAAAACAAAGAUUAUAAUGCACGUUUGGUAGAUUUACCUUGUAUAGUGGAAUCACAAAAGACAUUUAAUGGUGGACAAUUAUAUAAAAUAGCAGAUAUAUGUCAAAUGUUAAUCGUGGAAGGAGAAGAAUUUACUGAGAACACUGAAUCAUCCAAUAUAGAUGAAUUUGAAUGGCAAGAUGGUAUAACACCUCCGUUAAAAAAUGUUAGAAAAACAAGAUUUAGAAAGCGUAUUUCUAAUAAGAAAUUAGAAGAAAUAGAAAUGGCACUUCAACAAUUAUUGCACGAUGAUUCCUUAGCAGAAGAAGUAAAGCUUGAAUGGGUAGAUUUAGACGCUGUUAAUUCCGAAUCAACAACACCAGUUGAUGUUGAUGGAUCAAAGCAGCCAGAAGGAGAGGAUACAGGACAGCAGGAAGAUAUUGAUUCAAUUGACGAAUUUCUGUUGAAAGAAUUCGAACGUCAAAUUGAUAUGAUGGAAAAUUUAUCAUCGGAUAAUGAUGAAAGUAAUGAUGAAUCUGAUGAUGAAUCUGAUGAUGAAAAAGAACAAUUGGCUGAAUUAGAAUCACUAUUAAAAAAAAAGGAAACAGACUUGACUAAAUCAAAUAACCCUGUCAUGACGGAACGAAUUGUAAGCCAAAUUGCAGAUAUUAAAGAAGAAAUGGAAAAAAGAAAAAAGAAAUAG
Molecule: messenger RNA, 933 nt
Organism: Entrophospora candida
Lineage: Eukaryota; Fungi; Glomeromycota; Glomeromycetes; Entrophosporales; Entrophosporaceae
Source: the annotation of a GenBank genome assembly